Molecule: messenger RNA, 3110 nt
Organism: Rubroshorea leprosula
Lineage: Eukaryota; Viridiplantae; Streptophyta; Magnoliopsida; Malvales; Dipterocarpaceae
Source: the annotation of a GenBank genome assembly
CCAAAUCUCGUACAUAGGGUUAAAUGGAGACUUCUUUUCAUACUACAUGGAAGGAAAUCAAGUUCUUGCACUCCACUCCAAUUCGAGCAACAUAGGAAGAAGAAUGGAGGAUGUUUGGUACGAGCAACCGGUGGAUCCUUUGACAGGAAAGCUAUACGGAGGAGCUGUUACAUUCCCGGUACCUUUCAGUGUCGUGAACACUAGCUGGUUUCAAGCAUCUUUAAAUAGUAUGGACGUUUAUGCUUCAUUAGGAGACGGAUGGGGCGCCCGUGAUAAUGGUUCUCUUAUUCUACACAGUGCUGGAGUUGAUGGAAGAGCAAUCAUCUCUCUAGGGUUGCCGGUUAAGGCAUUGACUGAUAUAAUGGAGGGUAUAGAACUUUAUGGAGGGAACUUGUACUUGGCUACGGAGGAUGGAGAAACACUGAUGGAGGAAAUUCCAAAUACUCACAUGACCUUAGUUAACAGUUCAAUUUCCUUUCAAGUGGAGAAUCCAAAUGAUCAUGGAAUAGCUCAAAUUAGAAAUUUUCGGUGCAUACCGGAGAAUGCUACGGAAUGUAUAGGUAUUUUGGCCAUAGGAGAAACAAAAUUCAAGGUCUUCUGCUCGCAGAUUGAAAUUUUGGGCGUGCAAUUGGCAAAUGCAUUGCUGCUGCCGUACAAAGGAUCAGCAAACAUUGUUAAGGAGAACAGCAGGCUAGCACUAACUCUUUUGGCAACAAUGAUGGUCGUGGUGAUAAUCUCUGUCUUCAGCUUUGUACUUCUGAUGGUCCGAGCUGGAAGAAGAGAGAUGCACCUCUGUGCCAAGCUCAUCAAGCAAAUGGAAGCAACUCAACAAGCCGAGAGAAAAAGUAUGAACAAGAGUCUUGCCUUUGCCAGCGCUAGCCAUGACAUACGAACACCCCUAGCUGCCAUUACUGAACUGAUAAGGAUAUCCAAAGACGAAGUCCUUCACGGGUCUAAUUUAAAAUCAAAUCUCAAAGAUAUGGAAUCAUGUACGAAGGAUCUAUUAGGGUUAUUGAAUUCCAUUCUGGAUAUGAGCAAGAUUGAGGCUGGGAAAAUGCAAUUGGAAGAAGAAGAAUUCAAUCUGGGCGAGUUGCUGGAACAAGUAGCCGAUUUUUUCCAUAUUAUGGGCAUGAAGAAAGGUGUUGAUGUGGUGUUAGAUCCGCACAACGGAUCUAUCCUCAAAUUUUCACAUGUGAGAGGAGAUAGAGGGAGAUUGAAGCAAGUCCUCUGCAAUUUAAUAAGCAAUGCUGUGAAAUUUACAUUUGAGGGGCACAUAGCCAUACGAGCUUGGGUUCAGAAACCUAGCCUUCAAAGUGAAAUUCUUGCUUCUAGUCAUAGUGGCCUCAACAAAUGCUUGACAACUAACUUGUUUUGCAAGAACAGGGAAACCUGUAACGACAUAGAAGCCAUUGACGCAGUGAGACAGAAUCCUAACUCCGUGGAAUUUGUUUUCGAGGUGGAUGAUACAGGGAAAGGAAUUCCAAAGGAGAAGCAAAAGUCUAUCUUUGAAAAUUUUGUUCAGGCUAAAGAAACAGCCCUCAGAAGGGACCAAACAAAAACAACCAUUGGAAGGAACGAAGAAGAAACCGCCCUUUCUGGAACAGGAUUAGGACUUGGAAUUGUUCAAUCCCUGGUACGUCUAAUGGGUGGAGAGAUAGGAAUUGUUGAUAAACCAGCAGAUGAAAAAGGAACAUGCUUCAGGUUCAAUGUCUUCCUCACUGUAUCCGAUAUUGCCGAUGCUGAUAAUACUAGAGGAGAAAAUGAGGGUGGAGAAGAUCAUACAAGUGCAGAUGUUGUGCACCGUUUAGGGCUAACUAUUCCGACCCUCAAUCCCUAUCCGAGCAUCCAAAAUCCUAGUCCUAGGCUGGGCAUUCUCAUCUCAAGUCCUAGGCUUGAAGCAUCUCAAGUUGUUCUCUUGAUUCAGAACACUGGGCGCCGGGCAAGGAAUUUAAGAAGUGACAUGUCUAGUGCAAGUGCUAAGGAUUUCCCUCUGAGUGCCAUGGAUGGAACAGAGCAAAAACUACAGUUGUCCAGAAAGAGAGGUUUUCCGUUGUUCGUACUACUUGUGAUUGAUGCAGGAGCAGGACCGGUUGCAAAACUCGAUGAGAUUGUGUCUAAAUUUCGACGAAGCCUCCAGAGUACUUGUAAGGUUGUUUGGUUGGAUAACUCAGUUCCACGGAAAAUCAAUUCUAAAGAGGAAAUCUCUGAGGCUGAUGAUGAUAUUCUAGUAAAGCCUUUCCAUGGAAGCCGAUUGUAUCAAGUAAUUAAACUCCUACCUGAAUUUGGAGGAACAUCCGCUCCAACAAGGGAGAUACAGGAAGGGACUAGUCUGAGAAGUGGAAGACUGGGAUCAUAUCCUCCUUAUAAAUAUCCAACAUCUAAGAGGAAUUUGAGAUCAUUUCCACCUCACUCUCAAUGCCAGCCGGGGCAGAUUGAAAGACAAGAAAAAUGUGUUGAUUCAAGCAAGAAGCAACUUUGGACAGGGAAGAAAAUCUUCGUAGCUGAGGAUAACAGGAUGCUCCGCAAGGUCACCAUGAAGAAACUUGAACAGGAUGGUGCUAUUGUUGAGGUAUGUGAAAAUGGAAAGGAAGCGCUAAACUUGGUUCGCAAUGGUCUCAGAGAUCGAACAAAAAAUGGGGCUUCUCAUGUUCUUCCUUAUGACUAUAUACUAAUGGACUGCCAGAUGCCAUUGAUGGACGGAUAUCAGGCAUUAAGACGAAUAAGGGAAGAGGAAAAGGUUUUUGGUGUCCACCUGCCCAUUUUUGCACUAACUGGUCAUGCAUCGGGGGAAGAGACAAGUAGGGCAAUUACAGCUGGAAUGGAUGAUUGUCUUGGAAAACCUCUGCAGCAAGAAGCCCUGACAGAAGCAAUCAGAAAGAUCCAUGGAGAACUGCAUAUUGUUUAAGUACAUAUAGUUCGUAGCAUAUAUUGUAGUAGUUUUAUUUUCUUGGCCUUCUAUAGUAGUUAUGAAUCUAUUUGGAAGACAAAUUUAGGAUGUAGAAACAGAAUUAAUAGCCAAAUAAUAUUGUUACCGCUAUCAUAGAAAAACAACAGCUAUGUAAUCUGAUACCUUUCAGACAAUCUUUAGCUAAGAAACAAGAAGUGUGCAA